UGUGUUGGCUAUUAGAUGAAUAAACAGUUUUGCGCGGUAGUGGCGCGCGCGCUCGGGUUGGUGUGAUCACGGCGCGCGGCUCCAAUCUCUUCCCACACUCGGCGCUGAGUGACGUCACCAGGCUGCCUCGGCUGAGCUCGCCGCUCCGUACGGCACACGGUCGGGAAAAUAAAAUGCUGCUCUCCGCACCGCCAAGGACAGGAACCAGCCCGUACAACGGCUACACUCACAGGACCGGCAAAAAGGCGUAUGUGUCCUCCACCCAACAGAUGGCACCUCCCAGUCCCAACCCCACAUCCAGCAGUAAUGGGAGCAGUGGUGGAGUGGACCAGCUGAGCAAAACCAACCUCUAUAUCCGUGGCCUCCAUCCAGGGACCACAGACCAAGACCUGGUUAAACUCUGUCAGCCGUAUGGCAAGAUCGUGUCUACCAAGGCCAUCCUGGACAAGACCACCAACAAGUGCAAAGGUUACGGUUUUGUUGACUUUGACAGUCCUGCAUCUGCGCAGAAAGCUGUUACAGCACUGAAGGCCACUGGAGUUCAGGCUCAGAUGGCAAAGCAACAGGAGCAGGACCCUACCAACCUGUAUAUCUCCAACUUGCCUCUGUCCAUGGACGAGCAGGAGCUGGAGAGCAUGCUGAAGCCCUUCAGUCAGGUCAUCUCCACACGCAUUCUCCGUGACGCCAGUGGUGCCAGUAGAGGGGUGGGCUUUGCCAGGAUGGAAUCGACAGAAAAAUGUGAGGCCGUUAUUCAGCAUUUCAAUGGCAAAUACAUCAAGACACCACCUGGAGUGGCAGUGCCUAUGGAGCCUCUGCUGUGCAAGUUUGCCGACGGGGGGCAGAGGAAACGUCAGAGUCAGGGCAAAUAUCUUCUAAACGGUCGGCCGUGGACGAGAGAUGGGGAGACGGGUGGAAUGAUGCUGACCUACGACCCGACCCCUGCCCUACAGAAUGGGUUCUACUCCUCUCCCUACUGCAUUGCUCCCAACAGAAUGAUCACACAGACCUCUGUCUCUCCAUACAUGCAUUCCCCUGUUUCAACAUACCAGGUACACAAUCCAUCCUGGAUGCACCAUCAGUCGUACCUCAUGCAGCCCACGGGAACACUCCUAACACCUACCAUGGAUCACACACUGUCCAUCCAGCCUGCUGCCAUGAUGCCACUGACCCAGCAGCUCAGUCAUCUUUCCCUGGGCAGCAGCGGCACGUACAUACCUGCAAACACAGCUAUGCAAGGGACAUACAUACCCCAGUACACCCAAGUGCCUCCUGCCAGUGUCUCAGUCGAGGAAAACGGUGUCCAGCAGCCACAAGUUACUAUUGAGGCAACCACAGAGCAUCCAGCAUAUUCCUACCAGCAUGGCAAAUGAAGACAAGCUCAUCCGUGCAGGAAUCAGCAGUCAACGUGUCUCCACUUUCUGCUGCUGUGGACAUCAAAGGAGAGACACUGAUAUCUAAAGGAGCCUGUCACCUAGUCAAUUAAAGGAAACAGACAUUAAUUCUACUGGAGACUCUUUCAAGAGUGCAAAGACCAAGCAAUGGAAAGUUUAACCUUUUUUGGCAGCAUUAAAAACAACAUGAAGGAAGCUAUGCACUCAAAAGGAGGGCAAUGAAACACAUGUACAAAUACACAUUAUCUCACACACACACACACACACACACACACGCACACACUCGAGAAUUCUUUUUUUCUUUUGGCACUUAAAAUACGCCUUUAUUUUGGUCAUCCAGAGUGAACCAGAGAAAACACUAUCAUUUUAGAACAGUAGUUUGUAGUUUAUUUUUAAACUAUUUUUCUUUUUUCCAUUUCGCCCAAUUGUUUUAAAUAUGUGACUGCUUUAAGUCUGUUUUAGAGGUAGGUUUUUUUGUACAUACAAAAGGGCAAUGUUUUUUGUUUUGUUUUGUUUUUUAACGUUUUUGCUGCAUUUUUUUUUUUUUUUUUAAAUUGAAUAUCAAAGAAACAGUUUUAAUUAAAUGUGGAACAAGCUGCUUAAGAGUGACUCUAAAGCAGUUAAAAAUAUGGUGGAAAAUAUGUUCUGUUGUAAACGUCCACAUCACCCAGCAGUAUGACGUGACUCACAGUUGCUAUUUUUAACGAAGGUCAGAGUUUAUUAAUAGUGGAAUCAAGCUCAUAGACAUGCUGUUCUGCCUCUGUCCCUAAAAUGCUGCUUUGUCUCAGAACCAAGGUCGUACUCUUUUGAGAUAUUUUUUUCUUAUUUAAAGUGAAAUUGUCUUUUUCAGAAAAUUGACAGAAAACUUUCCUAAAAUAAUUAAAUGCCAGCAUAGCAUGGUCUUCUGCAUACUUGUGAUAUUUCACAUCCAUUUCAUUUAAAACAGUUUCAUGAUUGCACUCAGGCCCAGGACAAACCCUGUUCUUGACCAUUAAAUGUUGAUUAAAUGGGGCUAUUCCACCAAUCAAUGGAUCCCCAGGGCCACCACCUGGUCUGGGCCUGGGAGAACUUCUCCACUGAGAUGUGGGUGACUGUACUCUAGUGGACUCUAGUGGUAGUGAGAUAUCCAGGUGAUAAACUGACAAAAUUAUGUAACAACUAUACACACUAGAGGUACACGGGGUAAUUUCUUUAAAUCCCAUUCCUACCUACUCCAGAAGGAAAUCUUACCAAUCCCACCCAUUCUUGAACAAUUCCACCCAAUCCCCCAGAAGGUUUGACCUCUGACUCCAGUUGUUGUUUUUUUGUUUUUUUUGACCUGCCUGUGAUAUUUUCUAAUGAACUUAAUUGGCUGUAUUUCAUUCAUUCAUUCAUUCAUCUUCAGUAACCAGAUUAUCCUGGUCAGGGUUGUGGUGGAGCCAGAGCCUAUUCCAGCAACACUGGGCGCAGGUUGGCGGUUAUCAUUCUUGGGGGGAUGCCAGUCCAUUGCACGCCCCCAUGCAUACAUAUUCUGUGUCACACUUAGGGGCAUAUUAGAGUAGCCAAUAUAUCUACCUGCAUGAUUUUGGCCAGUGGUAGGAAAACGCAAAACUCCUAACAGAGAGUAACCCAAGCUCAGGAUUGAACCAGGGACCCUGGAGCUGAGUUAGCUCUAUUUCACCCCUCCUAAGCACGAGGGAUACCUUCUUAUGUGCAUGCUCAUGUAUGCCAAGACCUUCCAACAAAAGUGACAAAGUGAUGCAUGAUAGAGAUUUUCCAAUAAAUACAGAUGUCAUGCUGCCAUCUUUCCCUGUCUUCUUCUCACCUCAUACAUAUCUGACCUCAUGUACACCUUAUGGAUCCAUUUGCAUGUCAGAUUGUAGCUACAGUCUGAGCUACAGGUACCCUGUCCUCACUCACUGGACAGCGAUUACGUCCCGAUAACAACGUCACAGGAGUACAAAUUCAGUCCCGUAGUUGGCCCCUAUCCUUUUCAGGGCUCAGGGCCUUGUCAGUGGCAGAAGCCAUCAAGAUUGCUGUUCUGAUCCAUGAGGUUCUUUCCCUUUUGGAUAGAUUUGCAGUCAAAAAGAUAUACCUCAUGGUUCCAAACAAAUGGUUUCUACUCAGUGUACUUUCUUGUUCAGAAGGACGGUGGUUUCUGCCCCAUUCUAGAUCUGAGAUGGUUACACUGCUUCCUAAAAUCAUUGCUUCUGCAUGCAAGGAUAUCAGUUGUUAUUCAUGCUGUUGCAACCACAGGAGUAAUUCACAUCAGUGGAUCUGCACAAUGCAUAUUUCUAUGUUCACACUGCUCAGAACACAAAUGCCUUCUGAGGCUUGCCUUCCAAGGAUAGGCAUUUCAAUGUCCUACUCUUUGGCCACUCUCUAGUGCCACAGGUGUUCAAGAUGUAUGCAGGGGACUUGUCGCCUUUAAUGGCCAGAGAUAGCAGGAUAUAGCCAUAUUUGGACAACUACCUCCUAUGGGGCCCAACUAAGGAAAAGGCCAUGUUCUCAUCUUAGCUAGAGAGGCAUGAGCUCUAGCUCGCUGGAGAAGCAAGAACUUUCUCACAAAAGGGGUGGCAUGAGAUCAGAACACAGCAAGCAGUUGGAACUGAGAGGCCGACACUGACAUGUUGAUCCAUUUGGAUCACAUUUGGGUCACCAGGGUGCCAUGAGGUCAGAUGGCACUCUCUGCCUUGCAUAAAUGCCCAUCCAUGGUUAGCUUAACGGAGAGCAACUCACCUACAGGGCCUCCACAAGGGUGUAGCAGAGGCGAUAUUAAGGGGUGAACUGCACCCAGAAGUGGUGUCCCAGAUCUGGAAAAGUUUUGGCAAGAUGCAGAUGAACCUCUUUGGUGAUGGCAAAACAAAUCACUGCCAACCGUGGUUCUCUCUGGUGGACAGCCUGCUGGGACGAGAUGCACCGGCCCAUCACUGGCCCCACUGUCAACUGUAGACAUUUCUGCAUUGAAUGCAUUGACAGCCAGUUAAUUAUAUAAUCUUUUGGUUAAAGCUGGGUUUCUUCCAGAAGUCAUAUCAAUGAAUCUUGUUAACCAAUGGAUUGAUCUUUUCCAUGAUGGUGAUCCUGCAGCGGGUUCCUUGUUGCCCAGUAAACAGUAUUAUUAGGACCAGAUGGCAGCCAUGCAAUCAUCAGAUCAAGUGUUUAUCGGUCAUGGAGGACAGCCAAAAGGAGCUUAUUA
Ictalurus furcatus (blue catfish) is the source of this 4566-nucleotide messenger RNA. It is a transcript of the gene rbms2b, whose product is annotated as RNA binding motif, single stranded interacting protein 2b. The transcript is spliced from 14 exons. Gene Ontology annotation, molecular function: poly(U) RNA binding; mRNA 3'-UTR binding; poly(A) binding. NCBI's taxonomy places the organism in Eukaryota, Metazoa, Chordata, Actinopteri, Siluriformes, Ictaluridae. The coding region runs from base 174 to 1370 and encodes 398 amino acids. The record is from RefSeq and is a predicted model, not a curated record. Gene Ontology annotation, cellular component: cytosol; nucleus; ribonucleoprotein complex.